Molecule: messenger RNA, 2732 nt
Organism: Oncorhynchus kisutch (coho salmon)
Lineage: Eukaryota; Metazoa; Chordata; Actinopteri; Salmoniformes; Salmonidae
Product: guanine nucleotide-binding protein G(I)/G(S)/G(O) subunit gamma-5-like
Exons: 3
Coding region: 250-465 (71 amino acids)
Biological process (GO): G protein-coupled receptor signaling pathway
Cellular component (GO): heterotrimeric G-protein complex
Molecular function (GO): G-protein beta-subunit binding
Source: RefSeq, a predicted model, not a curated record
AGGUGUUUACAUGACUAUUGCCAUACUCGGCCUUCACCCAUAAUCAGUUUUAACAUCAAAUAGUUAAGUGUGAAUGUAAACGUGGUUGGUGAUCGAUUGACCGACAACCAAUUAGAAUGUCGUUGAGGAAACAUUGUGUCGAGUGGGCGGGGAGAGAACGACAGACGGACUGCUUUCACAAACUCUGACACUUUCUCUCACAGUCGCCCUAGUAAGGAUUAACCUACUUUCACUCUUCUGACCCUCGACAUGUCAAACAACAACGCCAGCAGCAACUUGGUCGUCGCUCAGAGAGUAGUGAAACAGCUGCGGUUGGAGGCCAGUGUCCGUAGGAUCAAGGUGUCUCAGGCUGCAGUGGACCUGAAGAACUACUGUCUGCAGAACGCUCACCAGGACCCUCUCCUGAUGGGGGUCCCCUCCAGUGACAACCCCUUCAGACCCCCCAAGUCCUGCAGCCUGUUCUGAGCAGUCAGUGUAUGGAGGAGGACUUGUUGCUGUAUGUCCUAUGAGGGACCCUUCCUCUUCUCUCUCUACUGCUGGUCCAUUUGUGUGUUGCAGCUAUCCCAAUGUUAACCUCUAGCCUGAUCCCAGAUCUGGCAUGCCAAGGCUCGACAAUGACCAAAGAUAUUGGCAAGACCGCACAAACAGAUCUGGGACCAGGCUAGACAGUCCAUGUAUUAAGAUAAAGCCUAGUAGUGCCAUUAUACAUGUAUGUUCAGGAUGUUGAUGUGAUAUCCUAUUUGUUAUGAUGAUCAUGAUGAUGACAUUGUAUUAGUGUUGUAACUUCCUGAAAAUUCCCCAGUUUUCCAGAAAUUCCUGUUGUAAGAUUCCUGGAAUCGGGAGGGAAUAAGCAGAAAACCCAGGAAUCUUCUACUGGAAUUUCUGGAAAAAUCUGUCAAGUUUUAGAAAGUUACUGUAGUUCUCCAACCCUACAUUGUAUCUAUGCACUGUACUUUCCACCAGUAUAUCAGCCUCUGACAGGCAGGCAGCCAGUGAAUGUGCCUAUGAGGUUGUCUCCCAAAUAGCACCCUAUUCCCUAUAUAGUGCACUACUUUAGACCAGAGCCCUAUAGUGCAGUAUAUAGAGAAUAGGGUGUUAUUUAGGAUGUAACUUGUGUCCGAUGACAUGUACAGCACAAUAAGGAAGUGACCAACCGUUGAAUGUUUUAACCAGGGUACGUAUUGAUGUUUAGCCUACAGUUCUAGCCGAUUGGCCUACAUGCUGUCUUGUCACCUUCUAUUGCUUGUGUUCCAUGUGCAGUAUACUUCCUGGUACAAACUACCACAUGGUACAGGUUGACAUUCUCAACCCAGGGAUCCAGAACCAUAGAAUUAGAAUCUAGAAUUCAUGCGGAACACUAACCACAUCUCCCCAGUUGUACUCUAUACAAGAGACUGGCAGUUACAUGUUUCUUUUAAACUUUCGUCAACCUAUUUUAUUUAAGAUUUUAUGAAAUAAUCAGGCUUUUUAUCGAAGGGUUCGUUCAUUCGGUUGUGAUGAUACUGAUGUGAUCUUAAAUGUUACAUUGUUGUGCCCUCCUGUACCUUUUUUUUAGGAAGACACUCCUGUCCUUGGCCUUUUUCCCUGGAAAUACUCAUGUCCUUCUCACGUUUUCCACUAGCCUACAUUCAGUCACAGAUAACACUAUAGCAUGGUUUUCCACUAGCCUACAUUCAGUCACAGAUAACACUAUAGCAUGGUUUUCCACUAGCCUACAUUCAGUCACAGAUAACACUAUAGCAUGGUUUUCCACUAGCCUACAUUCAGUCACAGAUAACACUAUAGCAUGGUUUUACACUAGCCUACAUUCAGUCACAGAUAACACUAUAGCAUGGUUUUCCACUAGCCUACAUUCAGUCACAGAUAACACUAUAGCAUGGUUUUCCACUAGCCUACAUUCAGUCACAGAUAACACUAUAGCAUGGUUUUCCACUAGCCUACAUUCAGUCACAGAUAACACUAUAGCAUGGUUUUCCACUAGCCUACAUUCAGUCACAGAUAACACUAUAGCAUGGUUUUACACUAGCCUACAUUCAGUCACAGAUAACACUAUAGCAUGGUUUUCCACUAGCCUACAUUCAGUCACAGAUAACACUAUAGCAUGGUUUUCCACUAGCCUACAUUCAGUCACAGAUAACACUAUAGCAUGGUUUUCCACUAGCCUACAUUCAGUCACAGAUAACACUAUAGCAUGGUUUUCCACUAGCCUACAUUCAGUCACAGAUAACACUAUAGCAUGGUUUUCCACUAGCCUACAUUCAGUCACAGAUAACACUAUAGCAUGGUUUUCCACUAGCCUACAUUCAGUCACAGAUAACACUAUAGGAAAUGGGAACGUAUUUAACUAAGACAAACACUCAUUUCCAUAUGCCACAGCUGGUGCUUCAGCUUGUUUCAGGUUACUGAUUAGCCACAUCACCAUGACUGCCAUUUUUAUGAUUCCAUCAGCCUACAUCGCAGUUUGUUUUUAUCGUUGAACUGUGAGCGUGGAACUGUCUAGCCUCGCUACCGGCCUUGAAUGAGGAGUUUUAAUUUGAUACCUGGUAUACUGUCGAUCCUCUGUGCCUGAGCUUUGUAGCUGUGUUAUACUGUCCAUCCUCUGUGCCUUAACUUUGAAACUGUGUUAUACUGUCGAUCCUCUGUGCCUUAACUUUGUAACUGUGUUAUACUGUCGAUCCUCUGUGCCUGAACUUUGUAACUGUUUCCAACCUAGUAAAUCACAUUUACCACUA